Hypomesus transpacificus is the source of this 1402-nucleotide messenger RNA. It is a transcript of the gene ido1, whose product is annotated as indoleamine 2,3-dioxygenase 1. The record is from RefSeq and is a predicted model, not a curated record. Lineage: Eukaryota; Metazoa; Chordata; Actinopteri; Osmeriformes; Osmeridae. Gene Ontology annotation, cellular component: cytoplasm. Gene Ontology annotation, molecular function: heme binding; metal ion binding; L-tryptophan 2,3-dioxygenase activity. Gene Ontology annotation, biological process: 'de novo' NAD+ biosynthetic process from L-tryptophan.
GACUCAAAGAGCUUGAGGGUUGUGGCGCUCAUAAGGUUUCAUUAACAGUCCCAAUGGCCACUACUAGUCCAGACUCAGAGAGACUCUCUCUGGAGGCUUACCACAUCUCAGCAGAGUUAGGAUUCAUCCUCCCUGAACCUUUGACAGAGGUACCUCCCUACUACCAACCAUGGAUGGAAAUAGCUCAACAUGUCACGGAACUAAUAGACUCUCACAUGUUGCGCUCCAGAAUUCUCCAGAUGCCCAUGUUGAACCCCGCCUUCCUUGAGAGCCACAGAGAACUUCGCAUGGCCCACUUGGCCCUCAGCAUCAUGACGAUGGGCUACAUAUGGCAAGAGGGAGAAAACAACACCGUCAAGAUGCUUCCCCGGAACCUGGCUGUUCCAUACUGGGAGGUGUCCCAGCGCUUGGGGCUGCCCCCCAUCCUUACCCACGCAGACGCGGUGCUGGCUAACUGGAGGAAGAGGGACCCAGAUGGACCAUUCGACAUGGACAACCUGGAACUGCUUCUCUCUCUGCCCGGGGGGGACAGCGUGCGGGGCUUUUUUCUCGUCACCCUGCUGGUGGAGAAAGCUGCAGUCCCUGCGCUCACGAGCAUCCCUGUUGUGAUUAAUGGGGUUCGGGAUGGUGACAUCAAGGCGGUGACCAGAGCCCUCGAGGACAUCAGCCACGGCAUCAAAGACAUGACAGACAAACUCAAACUGAUGCAUGUGUAUGUGGAUCCAUCAGUGUUCUAUGGAAUCGUGAGGAUCUAUCUGUCGGGGUGGAAAGACAACCCGUCCAUGCCAGAGGGCCUGGUGUAUGAGGGAGUUCAGGAGGAGCCCUUGGAGUUUUCAGGAGGAAGUGCUGCCCAGAGCAGUCUGCUGCACUGCUUCGACCUGCUCCUGGGGGUCCAACAUGAGCCACAGAGUGGUGCCUUUCUGACCCGCAUGAGGGACUACAUGCCCCCCGCCCACAAGCGUUUCAUCCGGGACAUCUCACGGCAGCCCCCUUUGCGAAUCUUCGUCCAGGAGCAGGCUAGCGAGCCCCUGACCAGGGCCUUCGAGCUGUGCGUGACCAACCUGCUGGCCAUGCGCAGCUACCACAUCAACGUGGUGAGCCGAUACAUCACGGUACCCGCCGCGCGCGCGCGCCAGCUCCGUGCCCAGGGGAAGAGCUCAGCGGGGGACACGGUCAGCAGGGCGCCCACCGUGCUGGAGGACAGGGGGACCGGAGGCUCGGGUAUCAUGGGCUUCCUGAAGUCGGUGAGAAAUCGAACCCGAGACGUCUCUCUGCCCGUUAAGGCUAACGACGACGGGCAGGGUCUCAAUGGAUCCUCAUAGGUCACAUGACCUUUUCCAGUGAACACACAAUGCAGCAAGCACACAAACAAAGAAAACACAGAAGGUACUAAACGAGGUGA